AGUUUCAAACAGUCAUAUAUAUAUCGCAAUAUUUCACUUUAAGAACAUUCGUUGGCAGACUCUGUAUAGCUAAACCAAACUCCGUAUAGCAGCUAUACGGAGUAUUACUCCGUAUAGAAACCACACUCGUCACAGUGACGCUCAUUCGAAAAAGAUGGCGAAUAAAGCAGUGUAUUUUGAUGUUUUUUUGCCCAUUUAUUUCAUUUUUUUUGUCUAGUAUUCGUUUCUGGAUUAAAUCUAGUUGAUUUUUGCAAGUCACAUUAUUAAAUCCAAUAGAAACAUGCAAUAUACAAAAAUGUUUCAUCUGGAUUCAAAAGGGAUUGUAAUAGCUAGCUAAGCUAGAGCGGGUCCAAGAUGCGAGGGAAAUUGGAAGAUCGCACAUUGUGUGUUGUCUAGGAGUUGUCUAGUAGAGCACGGGCCAUAAUUGGAUCUGCGUAGAUCAAAAAGGGCAUUAAAUACUCUCUAGGACUCUCCAUAUCUAAGCCAUGGCGCUUCAUGUGUGUAUCCCUCAAUAUUUGCGAGGCUAGCCAUGUAAAGUGCACAUCUAUCUAUCUAUCUACCAGAUAACUCCCUGCAACAUCCACCGGUGCACACAGUGUGGUGGAAUUCCCAAUUUCAACAUUUACUGGUCCAUAUUGAAUCGCCACCAAGGAGAAUCCAACCCCAGUCUAAUGCAUGAAGUGCAAGAGUCAUAACCACUAAGGGAUCGUCCACAAAUUUUGUCCCAUUAACAAGAUGCUAUAAGAUGAAAAAGUUAAAAAAAAUUUGUCUUGUUUUGUUCUUAAUUGAAAUCAAGACGAUUUAAAAAUUGUCUCAUAAGAGACGAUAUUUUUUCAAUUCGUCUUAGAAUAAAAAAAGUGAAACAAAAUAUUUUAAGAUGAAUUGAGACGAAUUAAGAUGCUGCGGUAAAAUCACGAAGACGAAUUGAGAGAAACUAAGACGACAGGGUUUCUUAAACACAAAAAUUUAUGGAAAAAGCUACUGUUUUUUAAAGUGGUUUUCUUAGAUAAAAAAAGGCAACUCCUGGCACGUGUACUCUGACCCUCUGAAAGGCAUUUUGCCUUGUUGAUAAAGGUGAUAGUGGCGAAGUUGUUGGCCACUCCGAAAUAACAGCUCAGGGGCCACACGACCCUGGAGACGAGGAUGCAAACAUGUCACACUCUGUAUACUAAGCCUGUCACACUCCGUAUAGCAUACUUCAUAUAUUAAGCAUGUCAUACUCCGUAUACUAACUAUGUCACACUCCGUAUACUAAGCAUGUCACAUUCCAUAUACUAAGCCUGUCACACUCCGUAUAGUAAGCAUGUCACACUCUGUAUAGCAUACUUCGUAUGUAAAGCAUGUCACAGUCCGUAUGGCAUAGUCCGUAUAGAAUAAUCCGUAUGGCAUAGUCCGUAUGGCAUAGUCCGUAUAGCAUACUCCGUAUGGCAUACUCCCUUAUAGCAAAUCCUGCAUACUCCACACUCACAAUGUGUAUGCUAUAAUCCUUUUUUUUUGCAAUAAAACUAAUGUUUCCAUACUUCGUAUAACUACAAUAUACCUCGUAUGUUUACGAUGGAUAAAAAGUAGAAAAAUGACGUGCUUGUCUUUUUAACUUGUUUUUUAUGGUGGUUUUUUUUUUUUUUUUUUUUGGAAAUAGUUUCAAACAAUCAUAUAUCGCAAUAUUUCACUUUAAGAACAUUCGUUGGCAGACUCUGUAUAGCUAAACCAAACUCCGUAUAGCAGCUAUACGGAGUAUUACUCCGUAUAGAAACCACACUCGUCACAGUGACGCUCAUUCGAAAAAGAUGGCAAAUAAAGCAGUGUAUUUUGAUGUUUUUUUGCCCAUUUAUUUCAUUUUUUUUGUCUAGUAUUCGUUUCUGGAUUAAAUCUAGUUGAUUUUUACAAGUCACAUUAUUAAAUCCAAUAGAAACAUGCAAUAUACAAAAAUGUUUCAUCUGGAUUCAAAAGGGUUUGUAAUAGCUAGCUACCUAGCUAGAGCGGGUCCAAGCCAUGCGAGGGAAAUUGGAAGAUCGCACAUUGUGUGUUGUCUAGGAGUUGUCUAGUAGAGCACGGGCCAUAAUUGGAUCUGCGUAGAUCAAAAAGGGCAUUAAAUACUCUCUAGGACUCUCCAUAUCUAAGCCAUGGCGCUUCAUGUGUGUAUCCCUCAAUAUUUGCGAGGCUAGCCAUGUAAAGUGCACAUCUAUCUAUCUAUCUACCAGAUAACUCCCUGCAACAUCCACCGGCGCACACAGUGUGGCGGAUUUCCCAAUUUCAACAUUUACUGGUCCAUAUUGAAUCGCCACCAAUGAGAAUCGAACCCCAGUCUAAUGCAUGAAGUGCAAGAGUCAUAACCACUAAGGGAUCGUCCACAAAUUUUGUCCCAUUAACAAGACGCUAUAAGAUGAAAAAGUUAAAAAAAAUUUGUCUUGUUUUGUUCUUAAUUGAAAUUAAGACGAUUUAAAAAUUGUCUCAUAAGAGACGAUAUUUUUUCAAUUCGUCUUAGAAUAAAAAAAGUGAAACAAAAUAUUUUAAGAUGAAUUGAGACGAAUUAAGAUGCUGCGGUAAAAUCACGAAGACGAAUUGAGAGAAACUAAGACGACAGGGUUUCUUAAACACAAAAAUUUAUGGAAAAAGCUACUGUUUUUUAAAGUGGUUUUCUUAGAUAAAAAAAGGCAACUCCUGGCACGUGUACUCUGACCCUCUGAAACCAAUGAAUGAAUCACGAUUCGAACACAGGGCAGAAGAUAAAAAUUGUUACAUUUUUUUUCUUGAAAAAUUCGAAAAAGGACGGUUUCUCUUACAGUACUGGAACCAGGACACCUAACAUCGUGAGCGCAUAUCAUGCACGACACGAACAAUCCGCGAUCCUAUCGUGACCAUUGCGAUAGAAAAAAUGUUAAUGAAGAGCUUCGCGAUAGUCGUGAUGUAUAAAAAAAUAACGAUGCUAUCGCGAUCGUCACUAUUAAUCGUGAUUGUCCUGAUUGAUCGUGAAUAACAUUAAAAAUAUUAAAUAUUAGAUGUGUAUAGCUAAUCUUGUGUCUUUGUUUUUGUUUUUUUACAUUUAAAAAUUCUUUUGCAUCUUGUAUUUUUAUUAGAAAUUGGAUUUUAGAAAUAUGGUGACUCCAACUAAAUUACUUGUUCGCGCGAAGUAGAUAGUAGUUUACGGUCUGUCGGUCGGCGAAAUAAAAAUAAUUUUAUCGAGAAUAUAUAAAUGGUUGGAACAACAAAAUGAUAACUAUCGUGCACAUGUAACAUUACAUUCAGGCGGUACUGUAAUAUAUAGUCCGUGAAACUUUUUUGCAAUUAAAUAUUCAUUUUCUUAGCUAAUAUACUGAAAUGUAUGAACCAUUACAGGCGGAAUUGUUUCGCUUUUCCACAACAUACUUCCAGCUUCGAACGACGAAGUUUGCUGUGAUAAAAUGUUGCCAAACAACGUAGCGUAAGUUAAUCAGCAGCCGUGCCACUGCCGUUCUGCUAGAACAAUGGAAUAUUCUUUUUUACUGAACAAAAUCAUGCUGGGUCUCCUGGCCAAGAUUUUUAAAGUUUCGUGUUAAACAAGAUUUUUAAAGUUUCGUGUUAAACUCACGCUACGGAAGUGUUUGAAAAUAUUUUUGACCUUUUGAGACAAAUUUAUUAUAGCAGAGACGAUUUGAGACGAAUUAAGAAAAUUCAUAGACAAAAUGAGACGAUUCGGACACGAAUUUGUGUUUAAAAUAUGAUUUUUGUGAUGAGAACUGCUUAUCAGAAACAAACAUUGUAAUCAUGUAGCAUGUACAGUACAGUCCAAAUGUAACCUUCCGUGUACGCGCUAUACAACACUUUUUCUGCAAGUCGGAAGCCCUUUAAUCUUUUGUUGAUAGUAAUUACUUUAAUGAUCUUUGCAAGAGCUGUGUUGGGAGUGAUUUAACAAAAGAUUCGUGAUAAAACAAUACUAUAAUCAUUUUCUCAUAACUGCGAGUUUGUUAAAACUUAUUGAAAAUAAAAUCUAGGUAUUAGCGCAAGUAAUCAAAUUUAAUGAUUUCUUAACUACGCGAAAGAUUAAAAUAAUCGUGCAAGAACUAUUGUUUUUAAAAUGUUUUUUUAUGUUUCAAAUUUAUCCUUUUAAAAAAAUAUAUUUCUUAACAUUUUAUUCAACGCUAUUUUUUGCAACGAAACAAUAUUCAAAAGAAAAAAGUAUCACGCGCUUCUUUUUUGUUUAAAAGACUUUUCAAAAAAAAAAAUUAUCCUUUUGAUCAUUUUAUUGCAAUCUUUUUUUUCUUAACAAAACUUUAGGAAUAACUUUAGCAGCAUAAUUUUAAAAUAUUCCUUAACCAAAAAAGUCAUUUUACUCUGAUGCUCUUUCACCUUGUUCUACCAUACUUUAUUUAAUGAAGAGGCUAGGCGUGCAACACUUUGCAUGCCCAAAAGUGUUUCUAUGUUGUCAAGGCGUGCGAUUCUCAAUUCUUCAAUAACUGUCUCUACAAUGGAGGAGGGUGUUACAACAAGUAUAUUUUCUGUGUAUUUUCACAUCACGCACGUAGAUAAUUAGUAAUUUUCUUGUUGCAAAAAAAAUUUUAAUAAUUCGUCUCCCUUUAAAAAAAUGAAAAAAAUUGUUCUUGUGUUUAGCAAAAUAAGUAUUUAUGCAGCAAGAAGUUUUCUUGUAAUGGUUUGAAAAUUAUGGGGCAAGCAUUAUUCUUUGCUGUUUCAAAAGUUAUACAGAAGAUGGUUUUGUCUCGAAAGUUAUACAGCAGGUUAAGAUUGUUUCCUUCAAAAAGUUAUGCAACAAAUUGUUCACUUAUAAAAAAACUGAGAAAUUAUUUUAAUAAAAAAUGUUGUUUUUCGUGCAGUCUUUUACAAAAUCCAUGUCCCCCACAUGCCAAUAUUUUUAACAGAGGAGGGUGUUGCGACAAACAUAUUCUGCGAUGUAUUUUUUUAUAUUAUUUUCCCUAUAAAGCGGACUAUUUAAGCAAUAGUCUGCAGUAUUAUAUUUUAGCUAGCAAACAUAUUUCACCAUUGUAUAAUGAUACAAUCAUAAUGAAGGAGGGAGUUACGACAAUAACAUGUCUCUUGUGUUAUUUCUAGAGACUUUUUAGAUGGGCGUCACGAGUACUUGCAAAAGUUACAGUUUUACAGAAAAUUUAAAGCAAUGUAUGUAGUGAAAGAUGUAUUAAAAUCAUGUUCUGAAAAUUUAAGACAUUUUAAAUCUUUCUUAAAGAUAAAAAUUAAGAUAGUACAGUAAAGUUUAUUUUUAUAUUGUUUAUUGCUUUUGUUUACAAAUUAUAUAGACUUCAUGCCAAAAGUAUUCUCAACAUCGUUAUACACAGGUUAUUGUUAUUUACACAAUAAGUUUUCCUGAUCUUUUGGUUUCUCAUGGUAUAAUUAUUUUCUCUAAAAGACAAUGGUGUAUUACAAAAAUAACAUUUAUGUGAGUUGCGCGUACGCAGGAGGCUACAUUCAGACUGUUCUGUAGGUAGCAACUGAGUUGCCUUUAUUGAGCAUUGUGCAAAAUGUAUGAAUAGCACGGAAACAAAAACGAUGUCCUUUGAUAGUUAGCAAUCUUAUUUUAGUGGCGUUAUAUAAGGUUAUGAUGCCACUAGGGAGCCAAAUUUUCCGGUUCAGCUACUACUAAAAUAGGAGAAGUGCAUUUUGAAGUGGUCGUUAUAAGCAGAUGGUCGUUGCAGAGAGGUGGUCAUUAACACAGAAGUAAAAAUGUCAUGGGAUCAUUUUGAAACGUGGGAUCUACAAACUGAUUUAAAAGCAGCAAAAACAAAAUCUCAAAAGACAUCAACAACUAGUAAAAAAGGUUCUGGUGAUGGAAUAGCUGCACAACUCGGAUUAAAAAAAAUUAAACGAUCCUACUUUCCUGAAGUGGAACAAUUGAAAAAAAGUAGAUCAAGGGAGAAUAUUAGCAGUGAGGUUUUUUACAGUAAAGAAUGUCCUCCGCGUAGUAAAUUUAAAACUACGGACAGAGUGGCUGCUUGGGUUAACUCCAUACCAGAUAAAAAAGUAAAACCUGACAAGCCUUCCUCUGAAAACAGUGCAUAUUCGCCUAAAUCAGAUGAUUGUGUCUCCAACAAAAUGCCAAAUUCGAAGAAAGAAUUUCCCCGAAAAGGGGUUAAGAGAAAAACUUCUGUAUCAAAGAUAAACAGUAGAUUGAAUGGUGCUCCGUUAAUGACAACACCAGAAAGUGGACACUACAAAAAUGUCAAAAAAGUGAAAAAACAUAUUCCAAUGAAGCAAUCUAGCAGCAGCGAUUGCGAUUCGCAACCGGACGAGAAUUUUCAUUCUUUGCAGAAGCCAGAAGAUAUUUUUCCGACAUCCAUGGCUAAGAAAUCACCGAAAAAGAAAGUCCGUCCUGCAACCUUUGCACUGGAAAUAACAAAAGUAAGUGCUGGGACACAAACAGACAAUCCUAGUAAUGUGAAUACCCAAGUAUCACAAAAGGUUAAAUUUAAAAUCGAUUUAAAGCAUGAUCAAUAUGCAACACGGACAGAUGUUGUGCUUUACGAUAGAAAUAAACAAAGCUUGCAUGGAUAUUUUGAGUCGAUUUUAGAUAAAUAUGAACCGAAGAGAUAUAGUUGCGGAGAGGAAAAUUGUUUCAUUUCAUUAUGUUCUCGUUUUAAAGUCAUGAGCACGAAUAACAUGAACCAUGUUGAACUGUUGCCCGAAGACAAUGACACGCCGCAAUAUGGUGAACCUAUCAGGAUAUUUACGUCCAUUUGUCAACAACAUUACCGUAAAUAUCUAGACGAAAAAGCAUGUGCCAGCAUACCAGAUAUUAUCAUUACGAGGCUGUUUUAAGAUUGUGUAAAUACUAUAAAAUUCCAAGCUCCUAAGUUUUUUACAAGCCACACAAAACAGAAAAAUAUUUAACUUUUUUUUAAUGUCAUUUUAAUAAUUUAUCCCGUUUUUUAUUUUAUUACUUUGAGUUAGAUGUGGCAGUUUUAAAGUAAUUUGAACCUCUUAAAUUUGAUAAACAUACUUCGGAGCAUUAUUUAUCAUUUGUGUUUUUUAGAAUUUAUAAAUUGUUGCUGUUGAGUUUUCAAAUUAUUUAUCGAUUCUAUUUUCAUUAUGCUUAUUGACAACAAGCCCGUAAGUAACAGGGGACGGGCGCGGAUGGAAGAGGGGUGCAGACGGCAGUUUUUCUCACCCCAAUAAUUUUAAACAGAUUAAUACAACUAAUUAUAAAAAUAUAAUAAAUACAGAAAUUACACCCUUUUUUAAAUUAUUUAAAUAGUCUAUUUCCAGCCUUUUGGGGUAAACCAUGGAAGCGCCUCGGUUAGAAGCUAAUAUUUUGCUUUCAACGAAUUGGAGUAACUGGUAACUUUAGCUUGAUUUUAAUCUACGUGAAACUUCGUGACAUCACUUUGUAUAUAGGAUCUAUGAUAAAUUAUAAAAGCGAAGGAUAUAUUUAUAUAUUAAAAAAGACUGCCACGAAAAAUAGUAUUGAAGAAAUCUUAAAUGAGUAUCGUCAUGUUUUCAGCAUGAUGUUUUGUGUUUAAACAUAUAUAUAAAAUAUAUAUAACACACGAUUGUACAUUGACUAUGGAAUAUUUAUAAUUUGUCCAAAUUAAAAUUGGUAUAAUUAUUUUUGUAAAUAUUAUCUAAUAUUAAAAAAGAAAUUUUUACUGUCCAUAUUAUAAAUGA
This is a messenger RNA of Hydractinia symbiolongicarpus, 7608 nucleotides long. RefSeq lists its product as uncharacterized. The coding region runs from base 5671 to 6762 and encodes 363 amino acids. The transcript is spliced from 3 exons. NCBI's taxonomy places the organism in Eukaryota, Metazoa, Cnidaria, Hydrozoa, Anthoathecata, Hydractiniidae. The record is from RefSeq and is a predicted model, not a curated record.